This is a messenger RNA of Saxophila tyrrhenica, 1092 nucleotides long. RefSeq lists its product as uncharacterized. Lineage: Eukaryota; Fungi; Ascomycota; Dothideomycetes; Mycosphaerellales; Extremaceae. The transcript is spliced from 2 exons. The record is from RefSeq and is a predicted model, not a curated record. Gene Ontology annotation, molecular function: oxidoreductase activity, acting on paired donors, with incorporation or reduction of molecular oxygen; iron ion binding; heme binding. The coding region runs from base 1 to 1092 and encodes 363 amino acids.
AUGCGGGAGUACUUUGGGGAGAGCGAGGAGUGGCAGACGCAGCCGCUGAAAGAAGCCAUUCUCAAUCUCGUCGCUAGGCUAUCCUCCCGUGUCUUCUUGGGCAAAGACCUCUGUCGCGAUCCAGCAUGGCUGAACAUAUCAAAGAAUUACACCGUCGACGUCUUUAUGGCGGCCAACCUGAUGCGCCUGGUUCCUGGUCCACUACGACCUCUGCUAUACUGGUUCAUCCCCACGAAUACCCGACUCAGACGAGAAGUCAGAGAUGCCCGUCAGCUGAUCCUUCCAGAGGUGGAAAGGAGACGGAAACGAGCCGAAGACGCUCUCGAGGCAGGAGAGAAGCCCCCAAAGACAGCGGACACGAUAGGUUGGAUGGUCGAGAUCGCCCAGGCUCGUGGCAGAGCUGUGGACUACGUUCCUGCCCAGCUUUCGCUGACAAUGGCCGCGAUCCACACGACCACCGAGACCACCACGAAAUGCAUUUUGCAGCUUUGCGAUACACCAGAAAUUGUUCAGCCGCUGCGGGAAGAAGUGAUCCAGGUCCUACGUGAGGAAGGGUGGACGAAAGUGGCAUUGGGAAAGAUGCGGCUGCUUGAUAGCUUUCUAAAGGAAGUGCAGAGGACGCAUGGGUUAGCGACGACAUCCAUGAACCGCCUUGUCAAGAACGACAUCAUCCUCUCCGAUGGCACAAAGCUCCCAAAAGGUAGCCGAAUCCUUGUCCCAGACGAUCGUACUCACGACCCGUCCAUCUUCCCAGAGCCGGAAAAGUUCGACGUGUCCCGCUUCCUCACCUUGCGCGAGCAGUCUGGAGGUGAAAGUAAGCACCAAUUCGUAACGACCACGUCUGACCACCUGGGCUUCGGACACGGUCAGCAUGCGUGUCCUGGACGCUUCUUUGCGAGCAAUGAGAUGAAGAUUGCUUUGAGCUUUAUACUUCUGCGGUAUGACCUCAAAUUUCCUGAUGGAGAGGGUAGACCAAAGGAUCUUGCUUUCGAGACGGCCAAUAUGACGGCUCCAAAUUUAAAGGUCCAGAUCAGGAGGCGGAAAGAGGAGAUUGAUGGGAGGGACCCGCAGCAACCAUUGCAGGCAGCUUAG